This is a messenger RNA of Porites evermanni, 2640 nucleotides long. NCBI's taxonomy places the organism in Eukaryota, Metazoa, Cnidaria, Anthozoa, Scleractinia, Poritidae. The record is from the annotation of a GenBank genome assembly.
AUGCCACCAAAAAUGAACCAUUUGUGGAAGGCCCUUCAAAAGAAAAUGUCAGACAAAAGAACGCAGCAAGUAACACGACCCCGCAAAGGUGACAAAGGAACGGCUCCAAGCGAGAUCGUGGUGCAAAGGCUUACGGCUGAACCUGACAACAAAAAAACGUAUCGACCGGUGCAGCCGAGACAACUCGUCGAGUUUUCUAGGGACGAUUUAACGCUAGAAAACCUCAAGAUUGCUUGCGCGGAACACUUUGGCUAUCCGGUAAACUCGUGCGAUGUGCUGGUCUCAAACAAGGGGCCGUCAUGUACCAACAUAAACCAAAUACCUCACCGCAAAGACAAGGUAAGCAAACUGCUAGUCGUUUACUGAGAGAACUGCCAAAUGCAUCAAAUAGAUUUGUUUCGGCCAGAAACUCAUAAGGGGUUGAAACGUGUCGCUCGCGUUCAAUACUCGUGAAUAUUCACUUUUACCAGGAGCCGAUUAUGGCUCCUGCUUUUACCAUAUUUGUAAACCUUAGUGAUAUCUAUUUUCAACAAAAUGGCUGCCGCGCGAUCACCAUGCGGUGGUUUUGAGGUCAGAGUUCUGCACUUCAAGGUUAAAAAUACACCGUUAAAAGACAAAAAAUAGUAAGAGAAAUUUCUAAAGAAUGCUCAGUUUUCUUUCUGUGGAGGAAGGAAAGCUUUUCAUCAAGAAAUCGUCCUUCAGAGAAUUCAACCUUGUUUUCUUCAGGUACAUUUUGCACUCUAUGGCCAAGAAAAUUACGUUUUUGAAAGGGAAUUUAUUUAUUUCAUAGUCGUUUUAUACAUUAUUUUUCUUCGGCGCUAAAAGAAAAUUACAAAAUGCGCUUCGAUUUGAGAUGGAUUUUGUGUUAAAUUUUGCCAUGUGCUCAGCUGAUUUUACUCGCGUGAACGGAUCCACGAUCCAGAUAGUGUCACUUGCGAAUUACUUAAAAGGAUUAACUUUUUGGAUUUUGAAUACUAAUUUUCAAGAAACGGCUUCUCUGUCUAUUGUUUUGAGUUUCUUCAUUCAUAAAAUUAGUUCAAGGCCUGUUACUACGACAUCCAAGUUGAAAUGGUUCUCACCUUACACGCUUCACUUUUGCGAAGAUGUCGGCGAAUUUUAUACAAUUUUUACUUUCAGGUUCAAUUGUGGACACUUUUCGAUACGCAGCUAAUGAAUUUUAUGUGAAAAUAUGUUUUACUGUUUAUUCUAGACAUUUAAUAUGAGAAGGGGGGCUGGUGGGAUUCAACGGGUAGCUUCUGUGGUAUAUGAUGCCCCCCCCCCUUCAAAAAAAAUUUUUUGGGGGCCCCCCCCCCCCCCCUUGUGUCCCAAAUUGAGAUGACGCCCACCACUCGCACAAAAAAAAAAAAGAAAAAGAAAGAGAGAGAGAGAGAGAACAGAGAACAAAUGAAAAAUGACUGAGUUUGUUUCUUUUUCCUAAUGAAACGUUGGAUUUGGUAUGCUUUAUGGCAUUUUAGUGGAGUAGAAUUGCCUUUUGGUGCAUAAUAAAGUAGGGGGUCCAGGGGCAUGCUUAAAUUAUUGGAAAUGUGAUAUAUGUUAAAAUAGUAUAGAUAUGAUAUGGAGUGCCCACUAUCAAAAUUGGAGUACAGUAUAUAUUCUCUUUUUUCUAAAUAGUGUUUUCUAUUUAUUCCUAUCAAACCUCAUUUCAUUGUCUUCUGUUUUUAAUAGGUAUACCUCGUUAGAUUUGUGCCCAAUUUAGAACAAGAUGAAGAUGAUCAAUACAAAAGUCUGCCAAUGUCAACUGAUAAUGAGAUACACGAUAAGCCUGCCAAGCGUGCAAAGUUCGCAAGUGAACCUGCAUCACCAACAAAAGCAGCAGAGGUUGCACAAAGUUACCCAGCUUCGGUGUCUAUUGCACAACUUCUGAAUGCAGGAAAAUUUGUUGAGCCAGCCUCCAGAACAAAGACAGUACUGAACUUGGAGUCAUUUGACCUACUCAACAAAGAGUGGAAAACAGAGAAAUGUCUAAAUCUCUUUGUUGAUGAUGACAAAUUUGCAUCUGGAGCAUUUCGUGAUGCAUUCAAAGGAACGCCGGAAAGUGGUAGCCAAUGUAAAAAACAAUGGGUGAUAAAGAAGUAUAAUGACAAGUCAAAGAACACCAUUGUAGACACAAUAAAGACGACAGUGGAAAUCCAUACGAGAAAGCAAGUACAAAUGCACACUGUGGCUAGACAAUUAACCAAGCGGUUUAGCAGCAUAGUACCAGAAGAAUUUGGCCAAUUAUUUGCCUAUAACAAAGUCUUCUACUCCAGGUUCAGUGAUGAGCCAGUGACUGUAGAAGAGUUUGUUUCUGGACAAUUCACAAAAUAUGUAAACAAUGAUGGAAACUGCAUCAUUCCAAAAGAAGAUAACCACCCAGAGUUUAAAGAAAUCUUCGACAAAGCCCAGUGCUUAGUGCACUACACAAGUAUAAUUACCAAGCAGCAAUUGAUGCUUUUAGAUAUUCAGGGUUCAAGAUACUCCCUCUACGAUCCAGAGAUUGCUACUGCAGAUCUAAUUGAUGAGGAUGAAGUCUUUUUUUGUUGUGGAAGUCUGUCUUCUACAAGUAUUGACAGGUUCAAUAAUGACCACAUAUGCAAUAAGUAUUGUGACAUGGUACAAAAGGUUCUUGAAAGUGAAUGA